AUGCAUCUUUGUCUCAGAAGCAACAACAUCAGAGCUGUGAAGCACUGAAAUCUCCUCGCUGCUGAGCUGAAACUCCCAAAAGACGCGGUUCGACUUAGAGCGCCCGUCUGACCCGGAGCCCAACAACAAACCGGAAUAAAAAGAGAUUUCUUCACCAAUAUUCGUCCAGAGCUUCAAGACCAGGUUCAGAUUGACUCCACCCAGGGCUCAACAUGUCCGUUGACCCCGCGGUUGAGCUGCCCUUCUUCUACGGCAGCAUCAGUCGCUUGGAUGCCGAGCAGCACCUGAAGCUGGCCGGCAUGUCGGACGGCCUCUUCCUGCUGAGACAGUGCCUCCGCAGCCUGGGAGGCUACGUCCUGUCUGUGGUCUGGAACCUGGAGUUUCACCACUACUCGAUAGAGAAACAAAUGAACGGGACUUACUGCAUCCCCGGAGGGAAGCCUCACUGCGGCCCUGGGGAGCUCUGCGAGUUUUACAGCAAGGACCCCGACGGGCUGGUGUGUCUCCUGAAGAAGCCAUGUCUGCGUCCUCCGGAGAUGCCCAUAAAGAUCGGCGUUUUCGACAAAAUGAGGGAGAACAUGCUGAGGGAGUACGUCAAGCAGACCUGGAACCUGGAGGGAGAAGCCAUGGAGCAGGCUGUCAUCAGUCAGGCUCCUCAGCUUGAGAAGCUUAUCGCCACCACCGCCCAUGAGCAGAUGCCCUGGUAUCACGGAAAAAUCACUCGACAGGAAGGGGAGAGGAGGCUUUACUCUGGAGCACAGCCAGACGGCAAGUUUCUUGUCAGAGACAGAGAACAGGCUAAUUCGUUUGCUCUCUCUCUGACGUACGGGAAAACGGCUUACCACUAUCAGAUCCAGCAGGACAAAUCAGGGAAGUUGGCUAUGCCAGAGGGAACAAAGUUUGACACGCUGUGGCAGCUGGUCGAGUAUCUGAAGAUGAAGCCUGAUGGUCUGGUAACUGUCCUGGGGGAGGCCUGCGUCAACGGCAAAACUGUAGAACAGAAACCCAGUGUUCCUUCAGAAAGGAAAAUUAGAAUUCGAGUGAAUCCAUACACACCACCACCUGGAGCUGCUGCGAUGGCCUCAAAGUCAGCUACUUCUAUGCCUAAAGAGCGCGACCUUCUGCCCAUGGAUUGUGAUGGAUUUAACCCGUAUCACAACCCGAAUGAGAUCAAGAAAUUCAACAUCCAGCGGGACCAGCUGAUCAUGGACGAGGUGGAGCUCGGCUCAGGAAACUUUGGCUGUGUCAAGAAGGGAGUCCUCAGGACAGAAUCAGGCCAGGUAGACGUGGCCAUCAAGGUGCUGAAGAGUGAAAAUGAAAAGCUGGUGAGGGAUGAGAUGAUGAGGGAAGCAGAGAUCAUGCACCAGCUGGACAACCCGUUCAUCGUCCGCAUGCUGGGUCUGUGCAACGCGGAGCACCUGAUGCUCGUCAUGGAGAUGGCUGCAGCCGGUCCCCUUAACAAGUUCCUCUCCUCCAAAAAGGAAACUGUGUCUGUGGAGGACAUUGUCAACCUGAUGCACCAGGUAUCGAUGGGGAUGAAGUAUUUGGAGGAGAAGAACUUUGUGCACAGAGAUCUGGCAGCUCGCAACGUCCUGCUGGUCAACCAGCAGUUCGCCAAAAUCAGUGACUUUGGGCUUUCCAAGGCACUGGGAGCAGAUGACAACUACUACAAAGCUCGUACAGCAGGUAAAUGGCCACUGAAAUGGUACGCUCCAGAAUGUAUAAACUUCCACAAAUUCUCCAGUAAAAGUGACGUGUGGAGCUUUGGCGUCACCAUGUGGGAAGCGUUCUCCUACGGAGGAAAACCCUACAAGAAAAUGAAAGGUCAGGAGGUCACGGCCUUCAUUAACAGCGGGGGCCGCAUGGAGCGUCCGCCAGUGUGUCCAGAGAGGAUGUACACACUGAUGAGAGAGUGCUGGACAGAGUCCCUCGAGGAUCGCCCCGACUUCAAGAAGGUCGAGGAGUCCAUGAGGACUUAUCAUUACUCCAUAUCCAGCAAGGCCAAGCUUACUGGGGCCGGAGCUGCUGCCAUGCCUAGCAAGUAGACAGGAAGACAGGCGCAUUCUGUCCCACUGCUGCACAAAGCAUCUUUUCAACCAAGCGUUAAACUACUAAAACAAAGGGCAUUUCAUGAGUGGUGCAUAAUGAUGAGCUUUGAAUGCCGAGCAAAUACAGCUAAAUGGGCCUCAUUGACAAUAAAUGUGCAUUUGUAAAUUGUUCCUGGGUGUUUCAGCUGUUUAAGGAGGGUUGCUGUAGGUUCGUGUGUCUGUCAUGGUCUGAAUGUUCAGAGUGUUUGCGUCAAUGACAAAACUAAUUCUGUAUUCUGGUAUUUCUAGACUGUAAUGGGACUCUAUGGCACAUGAAGAAGUUUUUUUUUUUUCUUAAAGCAGUUUGUCUAUUUUUAUGCCAAAUAAAGUGAAACU
Molecule: messenger RNA, 2423 nt
Organism: Poeciliopsis prolifica (blackstripe livebearer)
Lineage: Eukaryota; Metazoa; Chordata; Actinopteri; Cyprinodontiformes; Poeciliidae
Product: tyrosine-protein kinase ZAP-70
Exons: 14
Coding region: 213-2045 (610 amino acids)
Biological process (GO): intracellular signal transduction; cell surface receptor protein tyrosine kinase signaling pathway; innate immune response
Cellular component (GO): extrinsic component of cytoplasmic side of plasma membrane; cytoplasm
Molecular function (GO): signaling receptor binding; non-membrane spanning protein tyrosine kinase activity; ATP binding
Source: RefSeq, a predicted model, not a curated record